AUGGAUCCCAAUCUCUUCAGACCCUCCUGUGUCUUCAUGAACAUGUUGAUAAUCUCCAUCUUAAGCCACGUCCCCAUGUUUCUAUGUCAAGAUAAUGAGCAAUAUGCAGCUUGUGGUAACUUGUUUCACUGCGCAAACAUUUCGAGCAUUGGUUAUCCUUUCUCCGGACAGGACCGGCCGGCGUACUGCGGCCAUUCAGGUUUCCGGCUCAGUUGCAUCGGUAACACCCCUCUGAUCACAAUCCAGUCGGAAGAAUACCGAGUCCUUGAAAUCGAUAACGGGACACAGACUCUCAAAGUUGCUAGAGAGGAUUUGUUGAACAAUCUCUGUCCCACUAUUCUCUAUAACACCACCAUCGAUUUCAACCUUUUCAGCUAUGCUUCCAAUCUACAGAACUUGACCCUUAACUAUACCUGCACCGGAACUCAGGCUGAACACCAGUUUGAUUGCACUGGAAACGACGGUACCACCACUAUCAACUAUUUCAGCACAGCAGAUACAAACUUAAGCGUGGUGACAUGCGAUGACAGCGUACUUGUUCCUAUUAGUCAAACCUCGGCUCAGGUUUUAGCAAGCCCAAAGGCUUCAGUGAAUGAUCUAAGAGCAGUCAUUGGUCGUGGUUUUCAGUUGGAGUGGUCAGCAAAAGAUUUGUCUUGUGAGCAAUGCAUCCAAUCGGGUGGGCGAUGCGGGUCAGCCAAUUCGAGUUCCACAUCCUUUGCUUGCUAUUGCACAGAUCGACCUUAUGAACUUACCUGUAACAAAACUCAAAUCGGCACCGGUAACGGACCAAUCGCGACAGGACCAACUGCGAUGGGACCAAUCGCGACAGGACCAUCGCGAUUGGGACCAAUCGCGAUGGGACCAUCGACCAAUCGCGACAGGACCAACUGCGAUGGGACCAAUCGCGACAGGACCAUCGCGAUUGGGACCAACCGCGAUGGGACCAUCGCGAUCGGGACCAACCGCGAUGGGACCAACUAUAACGAGACCAACCAAGACGCGGUUAAGUACUUCGACGAUAAUUCUCAUAGGUACAGUCAAUUCUAA
Molecule: messenger RNA, 1047 nt
Organism: Ilex paraguariensis (yerba mate)
Lineage: Eukaryota; Viridiplantae; Streptophyta; Magnoliopsida; Aquifoliales; Aquifoliaceae
Source: the annotation of a GenBank genome assembly